AUGCAGCUGAACAAGCUCAUUGCGAUGCGCGACGGUCAUCGUCGCCUUAUAUCCAGAGAAUUAGAGAGAUUCGACUCAACCGAGUUAACGACAUCAGAGUACGAGAGAUUACUUCACAUGAUUGUGGAAGAAGCAGGAAAAGUGAGAACGCUGAACGAUAAGAUCGUCAACCAUAACGAUAUCGAAGAUUUAUCAUCGGAACUGGUCGAGGGAAAAUCAUAUUCAUUCGAUCUAGAGUUAAAGAUACAAAGACUUAAAGAUAAUCUGAAUAAACGUAUCGGAAACAAAAAAGAAAUUACAUCGAACGUUUCGCAAGACGAAAACAACAGUGGGCAACCGGAACCCGAUAAAGAAAUUGUUUGCGCAUUAGACGAAAUACAGCCGGGUCUUCCGGAAUUGAAUCGGCACACACUUGAGGUAUCUACCACGAAGAAGAUGACCAACCAGAGUGUUUCAUUUCAAAAGCUGCCAAAACUAUCUCUGCCGUCGUUCCACGGGGAUAUUGUAGAGUGGCAGACGUUCUGGGACAGUUUCGAAUGUUCUGUACACCAAAACCAGGCACUAUCAGACGUGCAGAAUUUUGCAUAUCUUCGUGCAUUAGUUCAUGGCGCAGCGAGUUCGUGCAUAGCGGGAUUCCAGUUAACAAACGUGAACUAUAUGAAAGCUAUCGAGCUACUAAAACAACGAUUCGGACAGCCAGAAAAGAUAGUAGAGGCGCUGAUGCAAUCGCUGAUCCAAUUAGAUCCACCAAAGAACACUCCUGAUAGUCUUCAAGCAUUUUAUGAUAGACUAGAGACCAGCAUAAGAGGAUUAGAAUCACUAGAAGAGUGUCAAGAGACGUAUGGGAAUCUGUUGGUGCCUAUCAUAAGAGACAAGUUACCGACCGCAGUACGUCAAAGUAUGGCACGUGAUCAUGGGACCAAUCGCUGGAUGCUCCCCGAUCUAAGAUGUGCCAUCGAGAAAGAGAUUGCCAUCAUGCGAGAAGGCGACACACGGGAACUUCUGGUUUACGUCGCACAUAUGCCGACUGCGUCAUUCCAUACCGGAAGUAGAUGUCUGAGGAAAAAACUCAUGCCGUCAAGAUCAAACGAAGACAUUAAACAUCUGAAGGUGACCUGUCAUUUCUGCGAUGGAGAACAUUUUGCAACAAAUUGUAACAAGAGAACCAACGACAGGGUUCAAAUUGUUAAACAGAAGAAAAUGUGUUUCAACUGUCUGUCAAACUCACACCAAGUAGCAUUGUGUAAAUCCCACAACAGAUGUCGCAACUGUCAGCGAAAACAUCAUACCGCCAUCUGUGAGCAGAGGAAUACGAGAUCUUCCCUGAAUCCUGAUGCCUCUCCAUUCCAAGGCAGCGCUACGGCACAUACAAUUCUUCAUUCUUCCACACAGGCAAGAUCUAAUGUUCUCCUGAAGACCGCCGUUGGCAAAGUAAGUUCCGACAACUGUAUGAUUGAAGCAAAUAUCUUGUUCGAUAAAGGUGCUCAGAGAUCUUUUAUCACAGAGAAACUUGCGAAUGAAUUGAAUGUUAAAGAGACUGGUACAGAGACAAUCUACUUAGCAGCAUUUGGUCAUUCAUCUCAAAAUGUGCAGAUAAUGAAAACCGCCACAGUGCACGUUAUCACUGACUGGAAGGAACGGAUUCCGAUUGACGUCCUAAUUACGUCCACCAUAGCCGCCCCGCUUCAGAACCUGCAGAAAAACAUCACGUCCCUAUCAUACCUACGAGUACGAGGUUUAAAAUUAGCACACCCAGUUACUGGCCAUGAGACGUUUGAUAUUGCAAUGCUGAUUGGUGCAGAUGCUUACUGGAAGAUAGUUCAGAAUCACGUUGUUAGAGGCAACGGACCUACGGCAGUACAGUCGAAACUUGGGUAUCUUCUUUCUGGCCCACUGCCAAAUACAAGCGAGGGGACAAUGCAUCAUAUGCUGAACAUUAUGACGUCACUUUUGAACACCGAUGACAUCGAGCGAUUUUGGAAAUUAGAGUCCAUAGGCAUAACGCCGGAAGCGGAGGUGACUUGCGGUCCGAAAGAACUUUAA
This is a messenger RNA of Dreissena polymorpha, 2043 nucleotides long. RefSeq lists its product as uncharacterized. The record is from RefSeq and is a predicted model, not a curated record. NCBI's taxonomy places the organism in Eukaryota, Metazoa, Mollusca, Bivalvia, Myida, Dreissenidae. The transcript has a single exon. The coding region runs from base 1 to 2043 and encodes 680 amino acids.